AUGGCGUACAACGCUGUCGCUCAAAUCGACCACGAGGUGGCUUCCAACUCCUCUUCUGCCUCACGCAGCCCCUCGCCCACUCACGGACAUGCCUUUGAGCGGCUGCCGCUGGAUACUGAUCACAUUGGAGGAGGGAGCCAUCUAGAACCCGCCCAAACCACAGACAAGUCGACUUUCGGCUUGGGCUCGAUGAUCCGCUCCAUCGCUUCCACAAACUACGAUGUGGUGGAGGAUGAUGAAUACGACGCUGAUCCUGCCCCAGAAGAGCAAUCCACCAGCCACCAAAUUCCUCCACUCAAUACUAGGGUCUCGCGACAUUCUUCUCCCGAACCACCUCUCCACAGCGCGUGCAGCGAUGUACCCGUACCCCUCAGUCACCCUACCCCGGAUCUGCAAUCGAUACAAGGAGCCUACAAAGGAAAUGUGACGCGAUUGGAGGAAAGCGCAGAGCAGCUGAGCUUGUGCUCGACAGACAUUGAGAGCGAAAUCCGUCGCAUAGACCGAGAGCAAAAGCGACGCUCGGUCAGCUCGGUGUCAAAUUCCAUUCACCGGAAUGGUGCGUUCUCACCGGCAGUGACCGUUUCCUCCGCCCAUGCAUCGAACGUAUCACCUGCGCGACAGCGCUCCGUGUCGGGGACGUACCUGCCUUAUGUCUCGGAGCCGGCGCAUGAAGUGGAUGAAUUCCCCGGUCUUCCCGAUCUACCGCCAUCGCAACCCAUGUUUGACGGUACGCACGAUCAUUACUAUGAUCAAUACAAUCCGCAAGGAAUCCCCGAAGAGGCCGCUAUGGAGCGCCGGGCCUCGGUCGCAUCGAACGAUACCUACCAACAGGCGCGGACGCUGUUCACCGAUUUCGAUGGUGUUCAUUUCACACCCCGGGCGGGCAUCGAGCCUGGGCGUCAGGUCUCCUUGGACCAGCCCCCGCUUGCUCGCAAGCCGCAACAUCACCACCAACCGCAAGAGGGCGAGAAUAUGGUGUACUAUCCCGCUCCGGUACCACGUAUGUUGAACCUACCACCAAAGUUGUCACAGAGGUCAAACACAGACCGGGACAGGCGCCGUACACAGCUUGCAGGUGUCAUUGCCGCCGAGAAUAGAAAAUCUGCACUGCUUGGUUCCGAUGAACCAAACGUUCGCAACGACAAACGCAAAUCUACUGUGCCAGCGCAUCUCCGCGCGAGCGUGUUCUUUGAUCAACCGAGCACAUCUCUCCACGUUGAGGCUAGGCAAGAUUCUGCUGUGACUACGCUGGACAGCAUUUUGGACGCUUCCGCGAAUGCCCCCGUCUCGGCUUUUACCGAUCACCCUUACGCCGGACAUGUUGGCUCGUACAUCUACAACAAAUCAAAACGCAAGACUCUGACAAAAGACCCGGCAGCGCAGAAGACGAAUCGUCUUUCGCAAUUCACAAUGGGUCAGCAUAACGACAAUUUAGACAAGCAUGGUGGUCCUUCCCGGGUUCGUCCUGAAUUAGAAGCCGGAGAGAACUCAGAUCUUAUUCAUGAUGAGCACAUCCACGGACGGGGCCAUGGCUCGUCAGAUGGCAGUGGCACCGAGAGUGCCGAAUCCUCUGAAGAUGAAGAGGAUUCAGAGGGCGAAUUGGAUUAUGUCGGUCCACCCAACACACUGAUUGCCGAGUUGGAGCUGCGAAAGAUUGAACUGAAGCACCGACGCCGGACGGCGGUGCCUGUACCUUUUCAUGGUAUGCAGAGCACUCUCUUAGAAAUGGACGAGAUAGCCCAAAAGCAAAGCGACAAGCGACGCCAGCGCCCCGUCGCCCUCGCGUGGGAAGGGCGAGACGAAGACGAAGAUGUUCCUCUUGCUAUGCUGUACCCUGAAAAGGUCAGUGCUGACGAUGACGAUCGGCCAUUGGGGUUAAUCGAGAAGCAACAACAAGAAGAAAAUGAGCCUCUGAGCUCACGUCGGGCCAGGUUACGGGGCGAGCCGGCUCCGAAGCCCGCGCCACGUCCUGCUACAGUGUAUACUGUGGAACCCUCGCAUGUUCCUGACGUUGCUGCCGAGAGUGACGGGGAGACCGAGGUUGAGACCCUCGCACAGAGAGUUGCGCGAUUGAAGGGACACACUCGCUCCGAGAGCCAGUUCGCUGCCGAGCUGAUGGCAGAAAUUGACACGCGGGCUGGAGUCACGCCUACGGGCGCUCAAGAAGCCCCCGGAACGAACGAAGAAGAGACACUCGCACAGCGACGCAGUCGACUUCAGAAAGAAGCUGCUGCUCAGCGGAAGGACCCGCGAGCCCGUCGCAGCAUGGCCGCGCUUACCCAGGGGCGGGGUCGCCCUGCUCAGCUUUCUCGCCAAUCGUCGCACGAUGUAUUUGGACAGCGGCCUGUCAUCAUGUCCCGAUAUGGGAACCGCCUGUCGAUGCAGCAAUUCCCUCCUCAAAUGGGAUACGGAAUGGCCACAGGAUACCCUAUAGCCCCGCAAUACGGGUAUCCUGUAGGUUACCCAGCGGGCUAUGCCAACCCUGCGAUGGGUGGUAUGCUUGGUGGUUAUGCUUCAAACAUGGCCCGACCUACUGGUCCGCUAUCCACUGGACCGCUGUCCACCGACGUGAUCGAUCGCUGGAGGCAGAGCAUUCGCUGA
Penicillium bovifimosum is the source of this 2601-nucleotide messenger RNA. RefSeq lists its product as uncharacterized. The transcript has a single exon. The record is from RefSeq and is a predicted model, not a curated record. The coding region runs from base 1 to 2601 and encodes 866 amino acids. Lineage: Eukaryota; Fungi; Ascomycota; Eurotiomycetes; Eurotiales; Aspergillaceae.